GGGAGGGAGGACAGUUUCCUUUCUGUAACACACACGCUACAGGAACACACCGCCGGGAAAAAAACGGGGAGAGGGAAGAAAAUAAUAGCCAAGAGAGGGAGAAGGAAACACCGCAGCCCCUCCGUCCGUUUAUCCGUCCCUCCGUUUGUGCGUCCGUCCUUUUGGUUGUUUUUUUCCCCCCACUUUAAGCCAGAGAAAGCUUUUUUUUCCCCCCCUCUUGCGGACUAACAUGGACAAGAGCUCAUGAGGAGGGCUGACUUUCAGUGAACCACUUCUCUGUGGCUGAUAGGGAGGAAAAAGGCGACGGGGAAGACAUGUUGAGGGGCUCUUCGUCUUGAGGUUGCGGUAGGCUGUUGUCGGUGUUCCGCUCUCUAAACACUCGGCUCCGGUAAGAGGAGAGGAGGAGGAGGAGGCUUAAAAGACGGGGCAAACGAAAACUGAGCUCAGCAGUCAGUUGGUGUGUUUAAUUGGUUUUGUUGUGGUCUGAAAUAAGGCAGGCCUCUAAGGCAGCCCCGCAGUAAAUAAAUACACGGACAGCAGAGGGGCUACCUGCUUAGCUUCAAAUUAAAGCUGCUUUUAUUUUACAUUGACAUUUUCAUAUUUGCUGAGAGUAAAAACAAAGCAGGCUAUUAGAUAUUUGCUAAUUUUUUUUCCUUACAGACGUCAACUCUUUAGGGGGGUUGUAGAAAGGCCCAACUUAGAAAAAAACAACAAAAAAAAAACUUGUCCUAUUAAGACGUUUAUUAUCCUCCACCGUCAGGCUCUAGGCACGGAGGUGCAGAAAAUUAAGUAGGCGGUCUUAGCCUCGGUUUAUUUCGGGUAAAAAAGGAACAAAAGAAGAUUUUUUUAAAUGUUAAUGUCGACCGACGUUGCAUCCAUCAUGCUGCCUGUGUCCCGGGCUCUCAUAGACCGGGACAGGGAGCUGGAGACCAUGGCCGGGGUUCACGCCAACCCGUCCGGUGCUCCAGGAGCCGUGCGAGGCAUGAAGCGCGGAGACCCGGAGCCCGACGGACAGACGGCGGCCGCUCUGGUGGACUCCACUGGGGCUGAGUGCAAGCGCCCCAGAAUCGACGGCUCAGGAGGGAUCGGCGAGAUUGGACAGAACAACGAUCCUUUGACCCUCGGCUACCAUGGAUACCCAUCUCACAGUCAGGAGGCCGUCUUGUUCAUGAGAAGCCAGCCAAGUGCUAGUGCAAACUGCUAUGGUGGUUUGCUGACAUCACCGCCAACAUGCGCCGUUACCGGCUCUCAGGAUAGUGCUGGCGGUCAGGAAGGACUCGUACCCCCACCCUUCUCCGCCUUCCCACCUCCUCCGCCUCCGCCUCCUCAGAACGGCCUGACCCUGGAUUACGGGAGCAGCCUGUAUGCAGCCGGAGCGGUGCAGGGCCCCGUGGAGGCUGGUGGAGCAAGCAACAGCGCGGCCAACCCCGGCAAUAGCCUCAGCCAGUCUGAUGGCUCCUCUCAAAUUGACGGGCAGUCUGUAGUUGGCUCAGGUGGAGGGGGCGGCGGCGGGGGCCCUGGGGAUGAUUCGGACGCCAAGGGGACGCCCAAACGUCUCCAUGUGUCUAACAUCCCCUUCCGCUUCCGAGACCCCGACCUACGGCAAAUGUUUGGGCAAUUUGGCAAAAUCCUUGAUGUUGAGAUCAUUUUCAACGAGAGGGGCUCCAAGGGCUUCGGGUUUGUUACGUUUGAGACCAGCUCAGAUGCAGAGAGGGCCAGGGAGAAGCUCCACGGCACGCUGGUGGAAGGACGUAAAAUCGAAGUUAAUAAUGCCACAGCCAGAGUGAUGACAAACAAGAAAAUGACCACACCAUAUGCUAAUGGAGAGGGCCUUGCAGCACUUCCAUAUGCUGGUUGGAAGUUAAGUCCUAUGGUUGGAGCCAUGUACAGUCCUGAGCUCUAUACAGUUCCAGGGUUCCCGUACCCGGCAGCAGCAGCAGCAGCGGCUGCCGCUUCCACCGCUGCGACCUUUCGAGGAACGCAUUUGCGGGGUCGAGCUCGGCCUGUCUACAGCGCGGUCAGGGCUGCCGUCCCACAACCUGCCAUCCCAGCAUACCCUGGUGUGAUGGCCUAUCAGGAUGGUUUUUACGGUGCAGCUGACCUCUAUGGUGGCUAUGCAGCGUAUCGUUAUGCCCAGCCGGCUGCUGUAGCGACUCCUGCAGCAGCAGCCGCUGCAGCAGCAGCUUACAGUGACAGCUACGGACGAGUUUACACGGCAGAUCCCUACCAUGCUGCACUGGCCCCAGCAGCCUAUGGUGUUGGAGCCAUGGCCACACUCUACAGGGGAGGCUACAGCAGAUUUGCCCCUUAUUAAAAGACACUACAUGACCCAGGGCCUCCCCUCUCCCAUUGAAUUAUUCCGAAAGAGCUCCCUCUGUUGUCCUGGAGGUGGACUGCGCCCUGUUUUAAAGCGUGGAGUCAACCACAGCAAAGAUAUUUCAGACCCCACCCCAGAGCAAUUCCAUGUUUUCUUAUCUAAGCUUCUACAAAAAUAGAGGAAUGCUGUAUUAAAGACUGAAGGGUCGCCUUUACAUGAAAAAAUAAAAAAUCUGACUGAAAAAUGGCCACCUUCUCAAUUGCACGGCUGUAUUAUAGUCUCCCCCUGUUAUUCUCUCAGCACUCAGCAGCACAAGAUUUGGGGACAGAGCCCAGGCAUUCUUCCAGAGGCUGUAUGUGGAUAAUGGACAUUUGAGCAGCUGCCUUAGAAGGAGCCGAGCGCCGGCUGGCCUGCACACACUCUGAGGAAAGUAAGAGGGAAGCAGACAGUCUCGAGAGCAGAAAGGUGCCUUCAGUUAGAGCACCCGCAAAAAGAUUUUUGAACCAGAAUGGCGAAAUAACAAAAGCACCCAGUGGUGGGUUUUAGAGUCCGUCUUCAAUGUCGGCAGAUGGUAAAGGGAUGAGUUUCACUCUUUCAGUGUUCUGCUGUGAAGAAGACUGAACCCAGCAUCUUGGAGAAAUGAUGGAAAGAUGAAGGAGGGAGGGUUUAUUAGAGCUGUUCCUUACCUCAAGUUUCUCUUUGUAUGUGGAAAUGGUAAACCUUUAAACUUAAAAAAAUGUUAUAUGCAAAGAAAUUAGUUUAGAGAAAAAAAAUUACCAAAUUAUUAUUAUUAUUAUUACUGUUGUAAUUAUUCUCAUUCUUCUUACUAUAAAACCAUUUUUUUGUUUGAAACAGCUGCACCACUGUGGUGGAGGUUCAUCAGUGAAACUCGGGGGGUAUAAUAACAACAACAACAAAAAAAUGCAUCUUUAUUACAAACACUCCACUCUUCAGUAAUAUACCAACUAUAUCUCACGUCUUCUUGGUCAUGCACAGAAUUUCACUACACAGUCUGUGUGCAGCCAUCAUAAAACACUACAAAAAAGUGCAACACUACACUGUAAACAUGCUCCUGUUAAGUUUACAUCCUGUUGGAGAUCAUCUGCUUGCAGCCGUAGGGGUUGUUCAGGUAUCUGGUGGUCUGUUUAUUGUAAAGCUCUAUUAUUUAGAUUUUCCCCUCAUUCUUCAUCUUUUAUAGAGUCCAGCAAUGGAUGAGUCUUCCUGAAACAUACUUUAGUUGGUAAUUGCGUUUAAGAUGCUGCCAACAGCAAUUACUGAGCAAGACAGAGAUUCCGUUGGUGAGUUGAUAGUGAAUAUUUAAAUGCAAAACACAUUACUAUUGUGCAUAUUUCUAUACUAUUGUACCCUAUAUUUCCAAAAUGUGGCUUUUUCUUUUGACUUUUAUUUUGUGUUCCAAAGAUUUGUAGAAAGCACAUUUUUCUGCCGUAUAAAUAUAUAUAUAUAUAUAUAUAAAUAUAAAUAUAUUACUUGUGUUAUCAUUAUCAUGCUCUUAUAGCUGUCUUUAUUUACGUUUUAAAUGUUUUUUUUGUUGUUUUUUUUAAUAUAUAAAAAUGUGUUUUAUCACUUCUUCAGUAAGGUGCAAAUUUCAACUUUUAUUUUUUGGGCUCGGAUUAAAAUUCCUGAGCUGAGAGCAUACAUCGAUAGCGUAACUAAAGGUAUGCCGGUAACGUCACCAAAGUGUUUAAUUUUUAUUAUUUUGUUUUUUGUUCAAUUUAUCAUAGGAAUUGUUGUUGUGAUAUGUAAUCAUUAUUUCACCAAUUACAAAAAGUGCUUUUUUUCCCUCGUCCCUUUGUUUCAGUGAGCCAUAGAAUGAAUGAGACCAGGUCUGUGGCACUUUCAUUAAAUUAACCUCUUUUUCUUUUAUGUUUUUAGUUUUUUUUGUUUCUAUUUUCUUCUUUUGCUUGAUUUGUUUUUCCUGUAUUUUAAUGAAGACUCCUUAUCAUUUCAGUGGAUAGUCAGUUUGAAUGACUGAAAGUGGUUUUACUCAUGCAUACACAGGUUGAUAUUCUGGUUUGGCAAAUCAUAUACAUUGUGUAAAAUAGGACUGUUUUUAAACUGUUUUUGGGGUGGGAUUGGAUUCAAUUUUUAUUUUUUAAUGUCCCAUUUUUUUAACUAUUGAAAAAAAUAUAUUUUGGGCAGCCACAUGUUUUUUUUUUCCUUUCAUUUAACAGUUCUAGUUCAUCCUUUUGGUUUGGUAUUUUAUCUAAAUAUAGAAUGUGCUCUGGACUAAAUUUUAAAAAUGGCACUAGCCAAAGAUGUUAAGUUUCCAGCAUGUUCUGGUUCCCAACCUGAAAAGUGCUCAAAAAAAAAAAAAAAAAGAAAUUCACGAAGAUGGACUUUUAGAGCCACUACUGGCAUGGACAAACCAGCAUGAGUGAUAGUUGUCAUGUAAAAAAAAAAAAGAAAAGAAAAAAAAAAUGUCUUGCAUGAAUCUCGUGAGUUCUCAUAUUUGAUUCCUACAGCGGAGAGCCGCAGCACCCUCCAUCACCACUAAACUUCCUGAUGGGCAGCUAGCGGUUCCAAUCUAGCUGACAACAAAGAGCACAUUGCUGUUGGCAAAAAAAAUAAAUAAAAUAAAAUCGCCUGCUGACAAACAAAAUGGCUGCUGAAGAAAAUGGAAUUUGGCAGCUUCAUUUUUCUGUCAUGGCUUUCUUGGCCCUGUAUUAUAGAAAACUAUGUGGUCAUUCUUCAUAGUUAAUAUAGUUUUUCAAUGAACGGUCCCUUUGUCCUGUCUGUAUCCCUUUGACUACCAUUGUUUAAUUUUUUUCCUUUUUUGUUAUUGAAUGUCCAUAUAAAAUGUUUUAUAUAAAAUGUUUUGUUGUGCUUGA
This is a messenger RNA of Xiphophorus hellerii (green swordtail), 5166 nucleotides long. It is a transcript of the gene rbfox2, whose product is annotated as RNA binding fox-1 homolog 2. NCBI's taxonomy places the organism in Eukaryota, Metazoa, Chordata, Actinopteri, Cyprinodontiformes, Poeciliidae. The record is from RefSeq and is a predicted model, not a curated record. The coding region runs from base 851 to 2314 and encodes 487 amino acids. Gene Ontology annotation, cellular component: nucleus; cytoplasm. Gene Ontology annotation, molecular function: mRNA binding. Gene Ontology annotation, biological process: regulation of alternative mRNA splicing, via spliceosome; nervous system development. The transcript is spliced from 14 exons.